This is a messenger RNA of Pygoscelis adeliae (Adelie penguin), 991 nucleotides long. It is a transcript of the gene QNG1, whose product is annotated as chromosome unknown open reading frame, human C9orf64. The transcript has 4 exons. NCBI's taxonomy places the organism in Eukaryota, Metazoa, Chordata, Aves, Sphenisciformes, Spheniscidae. The record is from RefSeq and is a predicted model, not a curated record. The coding region runs from base 1 to 747 and encodes 248 amino acids.
AUGAUUUUGGCCGCGCCACGGGGCUUCCCGGCGGCCGAGGCGCUCCCGCGGGUCUGGGGAAUACCUGUUACCAGUGCAUCGUAUUUUGCCACCAUGACACUUGACCAAGUCAGGCACGUAUUUCGCUCUGACACAGAAGUGCCCAUACCUUUGAUUGAAGAAAGACAUCAGGUGCUGAACGAAAGCGGAACAGUUCUGUUAGAGAAGUUUGGAGGCUCUUUCCUCACCUGUGUUAAAAUGAGUGAGAAAAGUGCUCAGAAACUACUACGUCUAGUACUGGAAAAUUUUCCUUCUUACCGAGAUGAAGCUGUCUUUGAGAAAAAAAAGGUGUCGUUCUACAAACGGGCACAAAUACUUGUGGCUGAUACAUGGAGUGUAUUAGAAGGCAAAGGAGAUGGCUCUUUUGAUGACAUUUCUAGUCUGACUAUAUUUGCAGACUACAGAAUUCCUCAAGUUCUUGUUCACUUAAAAGCAAUGAAGUAUUCUGAAGAAUUAAUGAAGAAACUACGUGAAGGAACAAUGUUCCAGUCCGGAGAUAAAGAGGAGGUGGAGAUCCGUGGCUGUUCCAUUUGGUGUUGUGCGUUGAUUUGUAAGCACCUGCUGGAGCUCUACGAGAAGAAGGGUCAAGACAUGCGUGAAAAGAUCAAUGCGGUUUUACUCGAUUAUCAUCUUUGGGACUAUGCCAGGGAUCACAGGGAAGAGAUGAAAGACACUCCGUUCCACCGAGUGCGGUGUAUAUAUUACUAGGUCCGGUCUGAUAGCUGUGGCGUUGAUGCAUGAUCUUUUGAAUUGCGGUUACUCUUUUCGUAGGGUGGUUUGUCAUAGACUAAUUUGGAACUGGUUAAAUCAAAUGCUCGUUUUCAGAUGAUGUAGUAACAACUCUUUUUUUUCUUUUUUUUUUUUUUUCUCUGAAUCUUUCACUCGCCAUGAUUGGAAUUAAUCGUAUGAACUUUGCUGGACAACCCGUGUUAAUUCAGGGUUUAUUACUCCU